GGGUAUGUGGGAAUGUGAGGGAAAUUGGCUACUGCAAACACCACCUGCCUAUCCUGCCAUAUGCAAAUCAAUGGAAAAAGAAUGACUCUCGCACUUUUUUCCUUCCCAGUGCUCCAAGAGCAUAGAAAUGGAGACCAUCCCCAACAUUCUUCAAUGGUGGCUCACUUGGAUGCUGGUGGCAACUGUGGCAAUAGCAGUGACUGGUGUGAGUGCACAAGCUGACAUCAAUGCGAUGCGGAUGCAAAAUGCUGAGGCCUGCGUUCAAAACUUGGUGCAGAAGUGUUCGUCCAGUGACCGUGACUUGUACAAAAUUGAUCCUCAAUUAGCUGAGGCAAGGAUCAGGCAGGAAGCCUGUGCCAAGGAACUUGGUGAUUCUGGAUGGGUCAAGCAGAUGAGCAAGGAUGAUGUCAUGGUUGGGCAUGGACAAUCAUGUCGCAGUUGUGCCAGCAAUCGAGCACAGGAUAUGUUGACAAAUCUGGCAUUGUGCUUGGGAAGAAGUAACAUCAACUGCUGUUCCUGCUUGUUCCAUGUGAAACCUCCACCAGAAGCUGCGCAUUUUCUGUCUCAACAGCAAGUGCAAUCUGGUAAAUCGGAACUGAACCGCAGAGAUGUGGAUCUGAAUGAACUUGUGGCAAAGGUUAAUAGGCAAAACCAUCAUGAACAGCCUGAAGGCAUACCUCCUGGUGAUGCUGAUCAAAUAAUAGCAGAGGCUGUCAAACAAGGUAUUCAAUCUGCUCUGGGCACUUUGAAUCAAUCUGAAAUAAGGAUGGGGUCCCAAAUGUCGGACUCAAUGGUGUCCCAGAUUGCAAAGCAACUGAACUUUGGCACCCAGGAACAGCAGCCUGUCAACCCAUCAGCUGCUUCAGAUUUGGCUAAAUUGCAGGAAUUAUUUUCUCCUCAGGGACUACCUGCUGCUCAGCCUUUAGCCUUCCAUGAACAACGUGCCCCUCCAUUGAACAACAGGGGAAUAGACUCUGGCCAGCCUGCUGAAAAUCCUGUACCAUUGAACUUUGAUGAUCUCAUGAAAGGCUUUUUAAUGGAUCCAGGUGCGAUUCAAGAACAGCCUGAGGAAAGCAAAUUAACAACUGAGGAACCUAUUUCUCCUGGCCUUGAUUUGUCUUCUAUUCUGGGAAUGCUGGAUGCUCAAGGAGAUACAUCAGAAGUUGAUACUUCUCCUGUUUUAGUGCCUGACCUGGCAGCAGACAUUUUGAAAAAUGUAGAUGUUUCCCCAUUUCUGCAACCUGCUUCCGAGGAUUUACCAGCUGAGAGUGAUGCCAAGCCCACUGAAAAACCUGUCAAAGAUCAAAUGCCUGAUUUAUCCUCACUUCUUAACUUUGGUGAUAGGACCCAUGGCAAAAUUACUGGAGAAUCAAAUAAAUCAUCUACUGACAUUGGAUCCAAAAUGAUUCCUGCUCCAGAAAAUUCCUUGGACUCAGCCCCUCUGAUGAGAAAUGGUUCAUUAGAAAACUCUGAGCCAAGCACGGCAAAGAGUACAACUUCAUCAACUUCCAAAACCAGUGCUAUCACUGUAACAACUAGGUUACCAAGAGAAACAAAAGAUAAUAAAAGUGAUGGACUUUCCAGCACAAACAAGCCAGCAUCAGAGGAUAUUGCUCAUGAAGCUCUGGACAUCUUGAAAAAACUGGGAGCAAACUCGGGAAAUAUAUCUCAGGAAGAUAUCCAGAAGGUUGUCAACAAGUUAGAAUCUGCCAAGCCAGAGCUCAAGUCUACAACUGAUGGAAAUCGUCUUGAGACAACAGUGCAAAUGACAACCAGGACAGCCAAAAUCCCAAUUUCUACAAAAGCCAAGGAUAUGGGGUCAACUAAAAAAGAAAGCGCAGAAGACAUUUCAGAAGAAGAGGUUGUGACUGUAAUUGAAUAUGUUACUGAUGAGCCUGAGGCAGAAAUGAAGCCCUAUAAAAAAGCCAAGGAUCAUCAUAAACAAGAAGACUUCAGUGUUGAAGAUAUUGCAAAAGAAGCUGCUGAUGAGCGCUUUGCCACAUGGCCACCACCAGCUCAAGAUGACCCAAACACUGCUGAUGAAACCAUAGUUGUCAAAACAAGAUCCCCAUUGAUAACUGGUGAAGCUGGUGAAAUCCUCAAUGAAGUUCUCAAAAUUCCAUUUGACAAAAGCUUAGCAGCCAACAUUGGCAAGUCACCAUUUUCACCCCAGAAGGUCAGGCUGAAUGCAGGCUACAAGAACCCACCAAAGCCAAGGAUUAACACUCUUAAGGCUCUUGCUAAUUCAAACAAGGCAAAGUUGGCAGCAUCUCAGGCAGCAGAGGAUGUUGUUCAAGAUCUGCAAAAUGGUAACAGUUACAUUAAAGGUGCACUUGGAGACCAUAGCCAUCCCAAGAAGCCUUCUUCAACCUCUGUAACAAGAGGGAAGAUUGGCAAGCCAUCAAGAACCCGCUUGGAGGGCAAGUCCCUGUCCUGGAAUCGUCACAAAGAACCAGCUGCUCCAGCACCAGCACCCGCACCCGCAGAUGACACUAUGAACUCUGCAGAGUCCUCAGCUGGUGCAGAAGAUGUCCAAGCACCACCACCACCGCCACACCAGCAUCGUGGUCAAGAUCUCCCCCCUGCAGAUCGCCGUAGUAGACCACAAGAUGACCAUCACCAUCCAAAAGAUGAAGACCCUGAAGCGGAUUACUUUGAACGCGUUGCUGAUCCUUCUGAUCCACCAGCACAAUCCCAAUCAGAUUAUGACCAUCAAGGUCCACCAUCUCAGGACAAGCAGCAUGAUUAUGACCGCAGUGCACCUAGCGAUAACAGUGGGGAGCAGCAGCCAGCAGGUUAUGAUGGUAACCCGGAUUUUGACUAUAGCAAUAACCAUGCCCCAAGAGGGAAACCCAAGCAUCAUCAUAGAGUAUAUGGAAAUUAUGAUCACUCCAAGAAACGAUUCAAGCGAGAAGAUGGGAAAACAAGUACUGGUUCCAGUAGCAGCUCAGCCACAACAACAAGGGCUUCCACAUGGAAGACCACUGAAGCAUCCUGGCAAACCAUUCUGGAUGACUUGGAUGCUGGAAACUUUUCCAAUAAUGGAUCCCAUUCAUUUGAGCCCUUCAGUUCCUUUGACUCUAAUGGAACCAAGCAUAAUUUAAUGUCAGUUUUGAAUGGCACUGUGGCUGGUACAACAUUGUCAACAACUGUUUCCACCACUGCUACUUUCUCAGUUGUAGUUGCAGAUAGCCAUAAAAAUACAACAACAAGGAAUAGUAUAUGGAAUAAUAAGAGAGCUUCCGAACAAGAGCUGAAGAUACCGCUGAAUUAA
Molecule: messenger RNA, 3274 nt
Organism: Notodromas monacha
Lineage: Eukaryota; Metazoa; Arthropoda; Ostracoda; Podocopida; Cyprididae
Source: the annotation of a GenBank genome assembly